GGUUUUGUGCUCCCAAAGGGCGGGGCCACCAGGGAGGGCUUCUUGAAGGAGGUGACAUCUGGAUGGUUCGAAGGAGGCUGCCAGACGACAGAAUGCUUGAUGCGUUCUGGGCAUGCGCAGAUUUUGAAUAUUUGAGCUUUUCUUCACAAUAAUGUCAAAACACAUAAUAUCAGUAGAACAUUCACCUAAAAUUCAUCAGAGAAAUGAUCCACAGCACGUCAAUGACAGAACAUUCUUCAUUGAUGCCUCUAAUCAUAGCUUGACUGCCAUACCGUUGGAGAUCUUCACAUUCACAGAAUUAGAAGAAGUGCAUUUGGAGAAUAACCAGAUUGAAGAAAUUCCCAAGGAGAUUCAGCAUUUAAAGAACAUCAGGGUCCUCUACCUGGACAAGAACAACCUGAGGAGCCUGUGCCCGGCGCUGGGGCUGCUGAGCAGCCUGGAGAGCCUGGACCUGAGCUACAACCCCAUCUUCUGCCCCUCCCUUGUCGUCGUCAGCUUCCUCCACGCCCUGCGCGAGCUCCGGCUCUACCAGACCGACUUGAAGGAAAUUCCCGUCGUCAUCUGUAAAAACCUCCACCAUCUCGAGCUGCUCGGACUGACCGGAAACCACCUGAAAUGUCUGCCCAAGGAAAUAGUGAACCAGACCAAGCUGAGGGAGAUCUACCUGAAGCGAAACCAAUUUGAAGUUUUCCCCCAGGAGCUCUGUGUUCUCUACACCCUGGAGAUCAUUGACCUGGACGAGAACAAAAUCGGUGCCAUCCCAGAAGAGAUCGGACACUUGACGGGGCUGCAGAAGUUCUAUAUGGCUUCUAACAACCUUCCCGUUCUGCCCGCGUCCCUGUGCCAGUGUAGCCAACUGUCAGUGCUCGAUUUAUCCCACAAUCUCCUCCGCUCCAUCCCGAAGAGCCUCGCCAAGCUCAGGAAGAUGACGGAAAUCGGGCUGAGCGGGAACCGCCUGGAGAAGGUGCCACGCCUCAUUUGCGGGUGGACCUCGCUGCACCUGCUCUACCUGGGAAACACCGGCCUGCACAGGCUGCGGGGUUCCUUCAGGUGCCUGGUCAACUUGCGCUGCCUGGACCUAAGCCAGAACCAUCUGGACCACUGCCCGAUGCAGAUCUGUGCGCUGAAGAACCUUGAAGUCCUGGGACUGGAUGACAAUAAAAUAGGACAGUUACCUUCAGAAUUGGGCUCACUUUCAAAACUGAAGAUACUUGGACUAACAGGAAAUGAGUUCCUUUCCUUUCCGGAGGAAGUCCUUUCUUUAGCGUCUUUAGAGAAAUUAUACAUUGGGCAAGACCAGGGAUUCAAACUUACCUAUGUGCCAGAACACAUUAGGAAACUGCAGAGUCUCAAAGAGCUAUAUAUAGAGAACAAUCAUCUGGAGUACCUGCCCGUAUCCUUGGGGUCAAUGCCUAACCUAGAAGUUCUUGAUUGCCGGCACAAUUUGCUUAAGCAACUUCCAGAUGCCAUUUGCCAAGCACAAGCUUUGAAAGAAUUACGGCUGGAGGACAACUUGCUCACCCAUCUUCCAGAGAAUUUGGAUUCCCUAGUGAAUCUUAAGGUUCUGACACUGAUGGACAAUCCCAUGGAAGAACCCCCAAAAGAAGUGUGUGCUGAAGGCAAUGAGGCCAUAUGGAAAUACCUCAAGGAAAACAGAAACAGGAAUGUAAUGGCAACAAAGAUUCAGGCAUGGUGGCAUGGAACAAUGGUACGGAAAGGAUUUGGGAAAUUCGGUGAACUACUAAAACCACGAAAGAAAGGAAAGACCUCUCCAAAAGAUAAGAAAGGAAAGAAGGAUGUAAAAGGAAAACCAGGAAAGGGAAAAAAGAAAUAACCCUAUAAAUUGAUAAAUUGGGGUAAUGGACCUUGAUGGAUUAAGAAGGCAAAAUAUCUAGGAAUUAGAUGACUACUACAUUAAAAUUAUUCAUAAAAUUAUGUUUAUGUGUAAAAAUAAAUGAUUCUUACUUUUGCUGAAAUAUUUAUGGAAAAAAUGAUACAACACCUUGGAAUUGCUUCUAAAUAAUAUGGGAGGGGGAGGGGAAAGUGGGUAGGAAUACAAGUGAAACAAGAUUGGCCAUACAUUGAUAACUGUAAAAUAACGUGAUGAGUACACAGGGGUUCAUUAUACUAUUUGCCUACUUUUAUUUAUUUAUUUAUUUUAAGGCAGGAUCUCACUCUGUUGCCCAGGCUGGAGUGCAGUGGUGCAAUCUUGGGCCACUGCAACCUCCAUUUCCCAGGUUCCAGCAAUUCUCAUGCCUCCGCCUCCCGAGUAGCUAGGACUACAGGUGCAUGCCACCACGCCUGGCUAACUUUUAUAUUUUUUUGGUAGAGAUGGGGUUUCACCAUGUUGGCCAGGCUGGUCUUGAACUCUUGACCUCAAGUGACCUGCCUGCCUUGGCCUCCCAAAGUGCUGGGAUUACAGGCGUGAGCCACUGCACCCAGCCAGCCUACUUUUAAAACUGGUACUGUGAAAUAAUUAUAGAUUCACAGGAAGUUCCAAAGAAAUGUUUAGGUGGGUCCAUGCACUGCUCAGCCUCCCUCAAUGCUGACCUCUUUCAUAACUAUAGCAUAAUAACAAAACCGGAAGAUUGACAUUGGUACAAUCAACAGUGCCCUCGUUUGUGUGUGUGUGUGUGUGUGUAAUCCUAUGCAAUUUUGUCACAUAUAGCUUUGUGUAGCCACCAUCACAAUCAAGACACAGAAUUGUUCCAUUGCCACAAGUUUCCCUUGUGCCAUUCCUCUGUAGCCGUAUCUACUGCCUACUCCUCUCCCUAUGCCUAACCUGUUCUCCAGAUCCAUAAUUGUGUCAUUUUAGGAAUGUCACAUAAAUGUAAACACACAGUAUGUAACUGGGAUUGGCUUUUUUAUUCAGCCUAAUCCGCUUGAAGUCUAUCCAGCUGGGGGCAUCUAUCACUGGUUUGUUCCUUUCUGCUGCUGAGGAGUAUUCCAUAGUCCCACAGUUUGUUUAACCUUUCACUCACUGUUUCCAGUUUUUUUGCUAUUGUGAACAAAGCUGCUAUGAACAUUCAUGCACAGGUUUUUGCAUAUGCAUAGAUACUCAGGGAAUUCAUGGGAAUGCUCAUGUAUUCAUGGUAUUCUUUUAUAUCAUGUAACCCAAAAUAUCCCCUUUGCAUCAUUCGAAACCUCCUCAUCCUGAAAACGUUUUAAUUUGGAGUAGUAUUGAUUUUAAAUUUGCAUGUCUUUCAGGCAGUGAUUGCAAUACUAAUUAUUAGUGUAGUAAGAAGAAAGCAAAACAAUAAUUGACUAGAGCAUGUCAGAAUAGAAAUGUGUAGACAAACAUCUCUGCCAUGCAAUAACUUUCAUGCUCUAGCAAAUCAAAAAUUUCAAAAAUAGUUUAGAGCAACACAAAAACUGUCAUGAAUGAACUAAAUUAGUUUUAUGAGGCAAAUUCCAUUUCAAAGAAAUGCCUGGAGGCAAUAUGUUAACAAUUUUUUUAAACAAUAAAAGGUUUUAAUUUAUUCUAACAAGAUGUGUUUUUCAUACUGGGUUUUAAAUUUUUAAUCAC
Molecule: messenger RNA, 3526 nt
Organism: Symphalangus syndactylus (siamang)
Lineage: Eukaryota; Metazoa; Chordata; Mammalia; Primates; Hylobatidae
Gene: LRRIQ4
Product: leucine rich repeats and IQ motif containing 4
Cellular component (GO): cytoplasm
Molecular function (GO): protein binding
Source: RefSeq, a predicted model, not a curated record